This is a messenger RNA of Trypanosoma cruzi, 2469 nucleotides long. RefSeq lists its product as uncharacterized. The transcript has a single exon. The record is from RefSeq and is a predicted model, not a curated record. Bases 1 to 2469 code for a protein of 822 amino acids. Lineage: Eukaryota; Euglenozoa; Kinetoplastea; Trypanosomatida; Trypanosomatidae.
AUGCCGGGUGGUGGUGGCGGCGAACGGAGGCAGGAGGAAGAGCAGGGGGGCAACCUGUCUCCGCAAGAAUCCACGAAGACCGCUGCCGAGAAGGACGUUGUCGCCCCACGGAGUGUCCCGGAGGCUGAGGUCGCACGGCUGCUGCAGGAGUAUGAUGGGACGCCCCUGACGGGGCCGGAUGUGCGCCAAAUGAGUGAAUGGUCGCAGUCGCGCAGCACAAGCGUCCCCGCAAAAUUCUCUACUCUCACGGCAAAUUCAGUAGGAGCAGGUCACUUGGACAGUGAGGCUCGCUUGCGCAUGAAGUGGGGCACCAUUCAGAAGGACUGCCCGUUUUGUCUACGGAGCCCGACCCUACAGCUGGGGAGUCCCAGUGUGAAAAAUAGAACAGAACCUUCCACGAACUCCUUUACACGUUUGGGCACCCCAACGUCAUUGAGGGCCAGCGCGGCAGCUUUCUUAUUUACGCUGAAUGCACAGGAGAGUCUGCGAAAGUCACCGCCUCUGGAAGUGGUUGCCUUCUCACUAACAGCUGAGGAAGAAGGGGGAAUGGCCGUACUCUCUAGCGCGAUUGCCGUAGAGGGCAGGAGUAAAAGCUUGACAGAGGCUCAAGGGGAGCCUAUGCGAAUUAAUUCUGUAGCAACACAGGCGGCAGAGCCGAUCGAUUUAAAUGCAUCAGGCGCUUCUUUUGGUGCAUCACGAUAUGCGCAUGCUGUAAAUGAUUUUGGGGGGCGAUAUACUCCCUUGCGUGAGAGUGUUGGCACCUCUGUAACAGGGAGCUCUGGGCAACGGAUGAGCAAGAAUCAUUCUACUAAGGGAGAUGAUAUCGUGUCGAAUAAUCCAAACAGUGAUCGGUCAUUUGCUUUACUGAGUAAUAGAAACAAUGAAGAUGUGGACUCCGCGAAAAAUGAGGUCCGUUAUGAAUUAAUGAGACUUCGGGAACACCCUGACAAUGAGGGCAGUCAUGAGGAUAAUAGGAUUGAUACUGAAGAUGAAAGUGGCCUUUGCUGCAGAUGUUGCGGGGUCUUUUCGUGUUUUUCAGGAGGCAUGGAUUUGAGGACGACAUCGUUGUUAGCGUAUCGAAAUGUUGGCCAGCGGGAGGAGGAGGAAGAGGAGGAGGAGGAGUAUACAGGGCGACACUCUGGCCGUCAAUGUAAGCUUUGUGGGGCAGUGAUUCGUUCAUUUAACUUUAUGAAUGUCUUCAUGGGGAAUCUUCCUGUGGCCUCGCAGCUUUUUUGCAUUAUGAAUUAUAUCGCCAGCACACUUGUGGUACUCGCAUUAUCUCUUAUUUUGAUAUGCCUGUGGGAUAAACCCGUCACUCGCGUAAGUGAUGACUCGGCAUGCCGUGGGAUUAUUGUGCCCGGCAUUUUCACACCAGAAAUCUCCUUUAGCAUUGCCUUUUUUCUUUUCAAUGCAUUACUGGCAGUCUGUUUUUCUAUCCGGGCCGUACGAUAUGAGAACUCUGGUUUGUUGGUAUGUCACUUUAUCACUGUGCUGCUUCAUUUUUGUCGUACCAUUCAUUUUGUGUUUUUUACGAGCAUCGACAGGCUUUCGGGGCAGGUGUUUCUAUACAUUCAAUUCCUAUUUGGUGUGAGUGCCUUCUUAUUUUUGGCCUCCUGUGGCACGUACCCAUGGGUGCAUAUGUCGUUUGGAUGGCGAACGUUUAUGAAGGGUAUCACUCGGUCCGUUUUACUGAGACGUCACAGGCGAAAAAUGUUUAUAGAAUCCUUUGUUCAACUUGAUAUCUUUAGCACGAUUAGCAGCGCUUUUACUGUGGUCUACAUGUUAGACAGCGAUCUGGAGCAAAUGAUAGGAUUGACAGUUGCGGUACUCUCUUGUGCGACGGCCAUGCUUUACCUGGUGAUGCUUCGACGUCGUUCAAUGUGGUUUCUUUCCUUCUUUUCAGUAAUAUUUGCAGUGUCAUUUGUGUUUUAUUGUUACGUUAUUAGCAGCGCGGUGGAACCUUACUUGUUGCGGGGCGCAGGAGCCCACUUUGAGGUGAGUCAGUGUUACAGUCCAAAACUCUUUUACUGCCUGGAAGAUCUUGAUGCUGAAAUCAUAUCCAAGAGGAAUCUGACGAAAUACGUGGAGAAUAAAAGUAAUGGCAGUAGCGACGGUUGCUCUUCCUUCGUUGUAUAUCGCAGCGAAUACUUCAAAGCUCAUCCCCGCGAGAAUAAGAACUGUCAGUUAACAUGGCAAGACUACUUUAGCGAUGGUUUUACACACUGCUGUGAGGUGUAUGGCCAUUGUCGCCUGAAGGAUGCUGUGCGAAGUUACACUGUGGUGCAUCUUUCGGUGCUGGCCAUUAUUUUGUGGACGGUGCGCGUUAUUCUCGUUUGGCUGUGGGUCCGCUCCAUGAAGGAGGACGAGGAGGAUGCCACGAGGAUGUGGCAACAUCCCAAUUCGGAUACAUUUGUACCUCCUGCGCUGACAUUCCCUUCUUUCGCCGUCAAUGGACCCGUGUCCACCUGA